CGCGGGCGGCGGGUCCCUGCCAGCCAGGCCGCGGCGGCUGGCCUCGUUCCUCCUCCUCCUCCUCCUCCUCCUCCCGCUCCUCCUCUUUUUUUUUUUCCCCUCCUCCGUGAGGGCGCCCCCAGCGGUUCCCGCGUCGCCUCAGCCCGGGCGGGUGAGGGAAAAGCGAGCAAGAAGGAGAGCCGCGGCGGCGGCGGCGGCAGCGGGGCGGAGCGACUUCUAGGCCCGAGCGUUGAAGGCGGUCGAGGCCUGCCUGUCUUGCCCGCCCGCCUCCUGGUUCAGGGCGGCCGCCCGAGCCAGGCAAGAUGGCGGCGGGGGAGCUGGAGUGGGUGCCCGAGACGCUCUACAACACCGCCAUCUCGGCCGUGGUCGACAGCUACGGCCGGGCCCGCCGGAGGGACAUCCGCUCCUUGCCCGAAAACAUCCAGUUCGACGUCUAUUACAAGCUUUACCAACAAGGCCGACUAUGCCAGCUGGGUAGCGAAUUCUGCGAACUAGAAGUUUUCGCAAAGGUGCUUCGAGCUUUAGAUAAAAGGCAUCUCCUUCAUCACUGCUUUCAGGCGUUGAUGGAUCAUGGAGUAAAAGUUGCUUCAGUCUUGGCCUACUCAUUCAGCCGGAGGUGUUCCUACAUCGCAGAAUCAGAUGCUGCUGUAAAAGAAAAAGCGAUCCAGAUUGGGUUUGUCUUAGGGGGGUUCCUAUCUGAUGCUGGCUGGUACAGUGAUGCUGAAAAGGUCUUCCUUUCCUGCCUUCAGUUAUGUUCCCUUCAUGAUGAGAUGCUCCACUGGUUUCGUGCCGUCGAAUGUUGCGUCAGGUUAUUGCACGUCCGGAAUGGCAAUUGUAAAUAUCACUUGGGAGAAGAAACCUUCAAAUCAGCACAAUCUUAUAUGGAAAAACUAGCUGAGCACGGCCAGCAAGCCAACAAAGCUGCCCUCUACGGAGAGCUGUGUGCUCUGCUCUUUGCAAAGAGUCAUUACGAUGAGGCUUACAAAUGGUGUAUAGAAGCAAUGAAGGAGAUCUCGGUUGGUUUGCCUGUAAAAGUAGUUGUGGAUGUUUUACGACAAGCCUCAAAAGCUUGCGUUGUGAAACGUGAAUUUAAGAAAGCCGAGCAGUUGAUAAAACACGCAGUGUACCUAGCACGGGAGCAUUUUGGAGCCAAGCAUCCUAAAUAUUCGGACACUCUACUUGACUAUGGAUUUUAUUUACUCAAUGUAGAUAACAUAUGCCAGUCAGUUGCAAUUUAUCAGACAGCCUUGGACAUCAGACAGUCGGUGUUUGGCGGCAAAAACAUCCAUGUAGCUACAGCUCAUGAAGAUCUAGCAUACUCUUCUUACGUUCACCAAUACAGUUCGGGAAAAUUUGAUAAUGCACUAUUCCAUGCAGAACGUGCGAUUGGCAUCAUCACCCACAUUCUCCCAGAAGAUCAUCUCCUCCUCGCUUCCUCCAAAAGAGUUAAAGCGCUUAUCUUGGAGGAGAUUGCAAUUGACUGCCACAAUAAGGAAACCGAGCAAAGGCUGCUCCAGGAAGCUCACGACCUGCACCUCUCCUCUCUCCAGCUGGCCAAGAAAGCAUUUGGGGAGUUCAACGUUCAGACAGCAAAACACUACGGCAACCUUGGCCGACUUUAUCAGUCAAUGAGGAAAUUUAAGGAAGCAGAAGAGAUGCACAUCAAAGCAAUUCAGAUCAAGGAGCAGCUGCUCGGUCAAGAAGAUUAUGAAGUCGCUCUUUCGGUGGGACACCUCGCCUCGCUCUACAACUACGACAUGAAUCAGUACGAAAACGCUGAGAAGCUUUAUUUGAGAUCCAUCGCAAUUGGAAAAAAGCUUUUUGGGGAAGGUUACAGCGGACUAGAAUAUGACUACAGGGGCCUCAUUAAACUGUACAACUCCAUUGGCAAUUACGAGAAAGUAUUUGAAUACCACAACAUCUUAGCCAACUGGAACCGAUUGCGGGAUCGGCAAUUUUCAGUCACAGAUGCCCUAGAGGAUGUAAGCACCAGCCCUCAAUCAACUGAACAAGUUGUCCAGUCUUUCCUGAUGUCUCAGACCGUCGAAGGACCCAUUUGCUAAGGAACUUGGUCAAUUUUACCAAUUCUUGUUUCCUUCUUCGUUUUCCCCCCAGAUUUACACGGGAAAAGUCAUACUGUGAAAUUCGAAACCAUAUUUCAUUUUUUUUCCCCCUUUUUCCCCUCCUUUCCCGGAGCUGUUUAUAUAUAUAUAUAUAUAUAAAAAAUACAUUGAAGCACUGGUCCAGUCCAUAAAAAUCCUCAUUUUGGGGAUGACAUCAACUUUUGAUGGAGUGACCAUGAGCCGGACAUGUGCUUAAUAUGCACAAGCAUGAGCACAGCAUAUUUUGUUUGGGUUCAAGGUGCGUGUGUGUGUAUGUGUAUGGUUCACAAACACGUACACACAAGCAUGUACGUGCGUGCGGGGAGGGAAGAUCUCUAAUAAUCUCAAAAAAAAAAUUUUUGUUCUAAAAAAAGCCACUUUACAAAAAAUCGCUGCAAAGACUAGAGAGAAAUAAAACCAUUCAACAGUU
Molecule: messenger RNA, 2532 nt
Organism: Pantherophis guttatus
Lineage: Eukaryota; Metazoa; Chordata; Lepidosauria; Squamata; Colubridae
Gene: APPBP2
Product: amyloid beta precursor protein binding protein 2
Biological process (GO): proteasome-mediated ubiquitin-dependent protein catabolic process; intracellular protein transport
Cellular component (GO): Cul2-RING ubiquitin ligase complex
Molecular function (GO): protein binding; ubiquitin-like ligase-substrate adaptor activity
Source: RefSeq, a predicted model, not a curated record